GGGCGUAACGUGAACUUUAUCACGUGACCCGGUUGUGUUUCGGCCAUGUGAAUUUAUGUUUUUGUUUCUUAGUGCAAUUUAGGAUAGUUUUACAACUAAAACAAGUUUUAGCUCGCGCGGUUAUUUGGAACGUUGAAGAUGAAUAAAACUAGAUGUCGUGCUGGGAGACGAGCGAGGAAAAAAAGACGGAAAAAACACGAGGAUUUCUCCAAAGUUACUUUGAUUCACGAAACCCAAUUUGUUCUAUUGAGAAGAUGGCUGAAAGAAAGAGGAUUCACCUCACAGAGUCUCGUUCCUGUCAACUUCCAUGAUACUGGAAGGGGGCUUAUGGCUACACAAACUAUCAAGUCCAAAAACUCUGUGAUUUCUUUACCUGAGGAAUGCCUACUAACCACCAGCACAGUUCUGAAGAGUUACAUGGCUGAUUAUAUAAAAAGAUGGCAUCCUCCCAUAUCUCCACUUCUGGCUCUUUGUUGUUUCCUUAUAUCUGAGAGGCAUCAUGGAGAUGCAUCAGAGUGGAGCCCCUACAUUAACAUCCUCCCAAAGACUUACACGUGCCCUGUGUACUUCCCUGAUAACAUCAUUGAACUUUUACCCAGGAGCCUGCAGAAAAAAGCCACAGAGCAGAAGGAGCAGUUUCAGGAACUCUUCAGCUCUUCGCAAACGUUUUUCCACUCACUCCAGCCGCUCUUCAACCAGCCCACAGAAGAGCUGUUUACCCAGGAUGCACUGCGGUGGGCUUGGUGUAGCAUUAACACGCGUACGGUUUACAUGGAGCAUGAUCAAAGCAAAUAUCUGUCCAGGGGGAAGGACGUCUAUGCACUUGCACCAUACCUUGACCUGCUUAACCACUGCCCUAAUGUCCAAGUUGAAGCUGGCUUCAACAAAGAAACUCGCUGCUACGAGAUCAAAAGUGUCUACGGCUGUAAAAAGUUCCAGCAAGCGUUCAUCAAUUACGGUCCUCAUGAUAAUCACAGACUGCUUUUGGAAUAUGGCUUUGUUGCCCCUUGCAACCUCCACAGUGUAGUAUAUGUUGAUUUAGAAACACUAAAAGUGUGUCUUGAUGAAAAAGACAAGCAGCUGAAACAAAAACUACUCUACCUAAAAGACAAUGACUUUUUAAGAAACUUGACGUUUGGGAUGGACGGCCCUUCCUGGAGGCUAAUGACUGCACUGAGACUACUGUCCCUGAAACCUCAGCAAUAUACCAGUUGGAAGAGUGUCCUGCUGGGGGCAGCAGUGAGCCAGGAUAGAGAGGUCUGGUGCAUUGACUCUGCCCUGAAGCUUUGCAAUAACCUCACCGAAGACAAUGUCAAAGCACUAGAGAGGCUAGCGCAGCUCAAAGAGGGUGCGAACCUGUCUGGCCUUGAACAACUGUGUGUGGUGGAGAGCCUGAGAAGAGAGGAGCAAAACAUUCUGGGACACACACGAGGGCUUCUCCAAAACCUCCUGAGACAAUAGUCACUGUGGUAACAGUAGGGUAUUCGCAACACUGACCAAUCAGACGCCUGCCAACAUUUAAACCCAAGCCAAGACUGAGUGUACAGCCAACAGAUACGGGUUAACCAUUGAGCUACUGUACAGUCCUUAAAGGCACAGUUCACCAAAAAAUUAUUGAUGUUGAUAAUUUAUUGUUAAAGUUCACAUGAACCGGAAGCUGCAACCGUUUUUUUCCGUAUUGUGAUGCAGUUCCUAGAGAAACGGAAUAUUAAAUGAGAAAACAGUG
Molecule: messenger RNA, 1726 nt
Organism: Danio aesculapii
Lineage: Eukaryota; Metazoa; Chordata; Actinopteri; Cypriniformes; Danionidae
Gene: setd4
Product: SET domain containing 4
Exons: 10
Coding region: 139-1461 (440 amino acids)
Biological process (GO): peptidyl-lysine dimethylation; peptidyl-lysine monomethylation; positive regulation of transcription by RNA polymerase II
Molecular function (GO): histone H3K36 methyltransferase activity; transcription coactivator activity; histone H3K4 methyltransferase activity
Source: RefSeq, a predicted model, not a curated record